Messenger RNA from Culicoides brevitarsis, 795 nucleotides. RefSeq lists its product as uncharacterized. Lineage: Eukaryota; Metazoa; Arthropoda; Insecta; Diptera; Ceratopogonidae. The transcript is spliced from 2 exons. The coding region runs from base 1 to 795 and encodes 264 amino acids. The record is from RefSeq and is a predicted model, not a curated record.
AUGUCGUCUCCGAAAAAUUGUCUCUUUUGUCAACCUUUAAAAAAUUCUGAACCGGAUCACGAUUGGGGUUUAGUACUAACAGAAGCUGAAUUAGAGAAUCUACUGAUGACCUGGAAGCUUGCCAAUGAUUCAAGAAAAGAAAAUUUCAUUCUCAAGUCAAAACUAGAAGCUGUUCAACAGGAACUCAAAGCUUUAAAAAAUUUCAACGAAAGCUUAUUAAUUCAUCAAAUGGCUCUCAAACUACUGCUGGAUGAAAAAACUCAAAAGUACAAAAACUGUGAGUCAUUACCAAGUCGUCACAGAACGAGACGCAAUUCAAUAUUUCUUCAAGGACGCAUCGAAGACAUGGCAGAUGAAGAAAUAGUUCAAGAAUUUGAGAAAGUUGCGCUCGAACAGGAAAAUGACACCGUAGCUGAAGAAGAAUCUGAUGCAGAUCCCUUCGCUGAAUGGGAUAUCAUUGAAGAUGAACAUACUACAAAAUUAAGGAACGAGGUUUCUGAGCUCUGUAAACAAGCAAAUGUCUUGAAAAAAGAAAAAAUUCUGCUGCAUCUUCAACUUUUCAAUUGUCAUGAUAAAAUGAAUGAAAUGGAAGAGCAUAUCAGGAGUCUCAAAAUUAAUCAAAGCGCGGAAAUAAUUAAUUCUGAAAACACAAAAGUAUUAGAAGAAGAAAAUUUGAAACUCAAAAAGGAAUUGGAAGAAUCUAAAGCACGCGAAGAAAAGCUUAAAGAAGAAAAUGAAGAACUAAAGGAAAAAUUGGCUGUUUACGAAAAAGAAAUUGAGGAACUUGUAAUAUGA